This is a messenger RNA of Paramecium octaurelia, 937 nucleotides long. Lineage: Eukaryota; Ciliophora; Oligohymenophorea; Peniculida; Parameciidae. The record is from the annotation of a GenBank genome assembly.
CAUUAACAAUGCUAAUCAUAGAUAAAGUUAAUGCUCUUUGGUAAAGCAUUACCUUCGGAACCAAAUUCGUCCUGAUAUCCAGUAUAUUAUGCUGCACCCUUGAUGUCUUUACAAAUGAUAUCUUAUUCGAUCUCUUUGUGGAUGUCCCUAAUAAAACAAUCCAUCAAUUCGAAUUGUGGAGAUUGCUCAUUCCAUAAUUCUUUCAUGGUAUAAAUAGAAUCAAUAGACAAUAGGCAAUGUCUAUAAUCUAAUCAUAAGUCUGUUGGGAUUUUUGCUUUGUGCCAUUGAAGUAGAAAAAAGUUAUGGUACUAUACCCUUUUUUUGUGAUAUAUUCUUUACGAAUCUGAUCAUACAAGUAUUUAAAAUAUAUAAAUAGACUAUUUAUGUUUUGUUGUGUUUCUCACUUUCAGAAUUAAGCAUUGAAGUAAUGGAUACAGAGUCCUUUGGCUUUUGGAAUAUCACUUUUAUUUACAUGUUGAAUAAGUAUGUUCUAUCUUGUAAUUUAGAGGACUCACAGAUUAGGAUGAUUAUUAGAAGUUCCUCUGCUUUCCAUUUUAUGUCCCAUCAAAAUACUACCCUGCUGCAUUCUUCUUGAUCAUGAACUUAAUCGAAUACCCUAGAUUGGACCUAAUUGCAGCAACUCUUUUUGCAUUCUUUGAAUAUCAAUUAUUUGAUGGUUUCAUAAUGAAAUUAUCCAAAGUAACAAUUAACUUAAUAGAUUAAGGGAUUCGUCACAAGAAUAGAACACUCCUUCCCAUUCAAAUACAUUCAAUCGCGUCAGGAUUUCAUCACCUGUGACUAAGUUAACCAUCCAUUUAUGUCAGAAGAGUCUAAAUUGUCUCAAUAUCAUUUGGAAAUUGGAACCAUUUCAACUACAGAAACUAUAGUACAAGAUUAACAAUAGAUUUGACACACAACAUUUAAAUAUAUAUUAUAG